This is a messenger RNA of Clupea harengus (Atlantic herring), 2872 nucleotides long. It is a transcript of the gene ubiad1, whose product is annotated as UbiA prenyltransferase domain containing 1. Bases 1 to 2211 code for a protein of 736 amino acids. The transcript is spliced from 5 exons. Gene Ontology annotation, biological process: menaquinone biosynthetic process; vitamin K biosynthetic process. NCBI's taxonomy places the organism in Eukaryota, Metazoa, Chordata, Actinopteri, Clupeiformes, Clupeidae. The record is from RefSeq and is a predicted model, not a curated record. Gene Ontology annotation, molecular function: prenyltransferase activity. Gene Ontology annotation, cellular component: Golgi membrane; endoplasmic reticulum.
AUGCAACAUCUGCAACCGAAUGCAUCCCAGUGUGCUUCACAUCAACUUUCAGGUCAAAGUUCAGCAACAUUCUGCACGGAGAGGCUGGCGCAGAAAUUGAGCCUGGAAGGGAAACCAACAACUGUUUUGCUAAAGACAAUGUCACAAGAACGGCCUGUCAAGAGCACGUUGGUGUCAGGUCUAGAAGUGAGCGAACUCGAAGGCAACAACUUCCUUCCUUUACCUGGAGUCUUCACUCAAAGGUCUAUGCCGGUGACAAAGGACGACAUCCCAACACAGGCGGAUUUAAGGAAAUGGCCUUAUAUCAGUGAAGUCCAAUUACUCCAAAUAGACUCUGGCAUUGAUUUACUCAUUGGCAUGAAUGCAGCAAAUUUGAUGGAACCCUGGCAGGUGAUCAACUCACAAGAAGAUGGGCCCUAUGCUGUAAGAACCCUACUAGGAUGGGUAGUCAAUGGUCCAUUGGGAGGAUGCAGUAAAGGUGUGGACAAGGCCACAGUGACUGCUAAUAGGAUCUCCCUGGUUAACCUGCAAGAACUUCUGGUGAGUCAAUACAACACUGAUUUCAAUGAGAGAGUCUAUGAUGAAAAGAGUGAAAUGUCAGUAGAUGACAAGAAGUUCUUGAACAUUGCCAAUGCAUCUGUUAAAGUGAUAGAGGGUCACUACUGCAUUAACUUACCUUUUAAAGCUGAUAAGGUGACAAUGCCUAACAACCGUGUGAUUGCAGAGCAACGCCUUUUGAAUCUGAAAAGGAAGUUCAAAAGAGAUCUGAAUUAUCAAAGGGAGUACAGAGAGUUCCUCAGUGAUGUCAUUCAUAAGGGCUAUGCUGAAAUGGUUCCCCCAGCACAGGAAAUCAGCAUGCUGCAAGAGGGAGCAUCCUGUGUGAGAAAAGGCAGCAGCAUCUACAGACUGGAUCCGAUGCUGGAUGGUGGCAUUCUCAGAGUGGGUGGGCGUCUGAGGAGAUCAGCAAUGCCAGAGGAAAGGAAACACCCUGCCAUUCUGGCCAAAGACCACCACGUGUCCACUCUGAUCCUGCGCUACAUCCAUGCUCAAACUGGACAUGGAGGAAGGAACCAUAUGCUAUCCCAGCCUACGGGGUAUACACCUUGUUCGAGGUGUUUGGAAACCUGUGACCAGGCAAUGGCCCAGAGUAAAUCUACCUACUCUGAUUCAUCCACGUGUGUUCUAACAGCGGGUUCCAAUGGUCAGCAAGACCCCAUACAGCCUGUGGGUGGUGAUGGCACAGGUUUGAUGGGACAUGUCUACAACAACCACACAGACAUUAAGAACUCAUCAGGGAUUACAAGGGUGGCAAUGGAUGUCAAACACAAGUGUGCAGCCUAUGUGCUGGCUCUACGUCCCUGGAGUUUUAGUGCUUCCCUCACACCAGUAGCUCUGGGCAGUGCCUUGGCUUAUAAACUUGAAGGUCAAGUGGACCUGCUGGUGUUGCUGGUGUGUGCAGUGGCUGUACUAGUCGUGCAUGGCGCUGGCAAUCUGGUGAAUACCUACUAUGACUUCUCCAAGGGCAUUGACCAUAAGAAGAGUGACGAUCGCACACUGGUGGACCAGAUCCUUGAGCCACAGGAUGUGGUGAUGUUCGGAGCGGUCCUGUACUCCGUUGGCUGUCUUUGUGCCACACUGCUCUUCUUCCUCUCCACCCUUAGGCUAGAACACCUGGCACUCAUUUAUUUUGGUGGCCUCUCAAGCUCUUUUCUGUACACAGGAGGAAUUGGUUUCAAAUAUGUGGCCCUGGGUGAUGUGGUUAUCCUCAUCACAUUCGGCCCUCUGGCUGUGAUGUUCGCACAUGCUGUGCAGGUUGGAUAUCUUUCAGUGUUGCCUCUGGUCUACGCCGUGCCACUCGCCCUCAACACAGAGGCUAUCCUGCAUAGCAACAACACCCGAGACAUGGACUCUGACAAGCAGGCAGGCAUUGUCACCUUGGCCAUCCUGGUGGGGCCUACACUAUCUUAUGUGAUUUAUAAUCUAUUGCUUUUUGUCCCUUAUGUACUCUUCUCUAUCCUGGCCACACGCUACACCAUUAGCAUGGCCUUGCCCUUGCUCACGCUGCCCAUGGCCUUCCCCCUGGAGCGCCAGUUCCGCGGCCAGUGUUACUCCAAAAUCCCCCAGAAGACUGCCAAACUCAACCUGCUCAUGGGGCUCUUCUAUGUUUUUGGAAUCAUCCUAGCACCAAAAGGCAGCUUACCGUUAAUGUGAAAAUGUUUUUAGGACUUUUUUUCUUGGCAAUUUGUUUUCAUGUAAAAUUGCUUCUCUGCAUUGUUUUGUAUUUAUGUAAUUGUGUUCCUUAGAGAUAUUCCAAAAGUAAGUUACUGCAUUCAUAUUGAAAAAGUGAUUUAUCAGAAGGAUUUGAAGGUUCGUACAUUCAAGCUUGGUUUUUGUAUGUCUAUGAGGCUGCUGACAGGACAGGUUUUACUUUGUUAUUUUUCACUACCUCUGUUUUCUAAGUGUAAAGUGAACAACAAUCCUUAAAUAAAGAAAGCAGGCCCUUGUGUACUUAAUUUCACACUUUCACUAUUUUUAAAGAAAAGGUCUCAGAUCUGUAAUCCCUUGUCUCCUUCUGAUCUGUAAUGUUAAAGCUAAUUGUUGAUGCCAUGAAGAAUAACAUGUGCCUUUAAAAUUCAUGUGUGUAUGUCUAGAUGCAGGGGCGUGUCUACGAGUAGGCAAGGGUUGAGUAAUGCCCAAACCUGUUGGUUGUCUGCCCACCCAAACAGAAUGGAAGAAAACUGCUUCUAGACCUACAUCCAUGUGUGUCUAAUUGGUUAUUACUAAAUGUUAUGUCUCAUUUUCGGUGGGCUAUUAGAUACACGCAAUUAUAAAAGAACCUGCCUUUGAUUAUUAAACUGCUUUGUAAACAUAA